AUGGUUAGCAAGAUCUUAUUAAUCCACGGUCCAAAUUUGAACUUAUUAGGUACAAGAGAACCUGAGAAAUACGGUACAACAACCCUAAAACAAAUUGAAUCAAAUGCUCUUGAUCAAGUUAAAUCACAUUCCCCAGAUGCUGAUAUUCAAUUCUAUCAAAGUAAUCACGAAGGUGGAUUAGUUGAUCGUAUCCAUGAAGCAAGAGACCAAGGUGUUGAAUUCAUCAUUAUUAAUGCCGGUGCUUAUACUCAUACUUCUGUUGCCUUGAGAGAUGCUAUAUUAGGUGUUGAUAUUCCUUUUGUUGAAUUACAUAUUACAAAUGUCCAUGCUAGAGAACCUUUUAGACAUCAUAGUUAUUUGGUUGAUAAGGCUAUUGCUAUCAUUAGUGGAUUAGGUCCAAUUUAUGGUUACAAAGCUGCAAUUGAAUUUGCAUUAAAUUAUGAAAGAAAGUGA
Hansenula ciferrii is the source of this 453-nucleotide messenger RNA. Its product is annotated as type II 3-dehydroquinate dehydratase. NCBI's taxonomy places the organism in Eukaryota, Fungi, Ascomycota, Saccharomycetes, Phaffomycetales, Wickerhamomycetaceae. Gene Ontology annotation, molecular function: 3-dehydroquinate dehydratase activity. The record is from RefSeq and is a predicted model, not a curated record. Gene Ontology annotation, biological process: quinate catabolic process. The coding region runs from base 1 to 453 and encodes 150 amino acids. The transcript has a single exon.